GGGGCGGGAAGCCGGGUUAGGCCCCGUCGGGCCACGGCGGGGUCUGGGAAGGGCGGGCGACGCGGACUCUUCCCACCCUCGGCGUGGCCUUAGCACCCGCGGGCGGCGGCGGCGCGCUCUCCCGGCCAUGUCUGAGCCUCAGCCCUCGUUCCUCGGUCGGCUGUGGGGGCCCUGGCUGGGUCCUCGGACCCCGCCUCUGCGGGGACUCGCCGCCGCCUCCCCUUCCAAGAGUUUUCUUGGCGGCUUUUUUGGUCCCAUUUGUGAGAUUGAUGUUGUCCUUAAUGAUGGGGAAACCAGGAAAAUGGCGGAAAUGAAAACUGAAGAUGGCAAAGUAGAAAAACACUAUCUUUUCUAUGAUGGGGAAUCUGUUUCAGGAAAGGUAAACCUAGCCUUUAAGCAACCUGGAAAGAGGCUAGAACACCAAGGAAUUAGAAUUGAAUUUGUAGGUCAAAUUGAACUUUUCAAUGACAAGAGUAAUACUCACGAAUUUGUAAACCUAGUGAAAGAACUAGCCUUACCUGGAGAAUUGACCCAGAGCAGAAGUUAUGAUUUUGAAUUUAUGCAAGUUGAAAAGCCAUAUGAAUCUUACAUCGGUGCCAAUGUCCGCUUGAGGUAUUUUCUUAAAGUGACAAUAGUAAGAAGACUGACAGACUUGGUAAAAGAAUAUGAUCUUAUUGUUCACCAGCUUGCUACCUACCCUGAUGUUAACAACUCUAUUAAGAUGGAAGUGGGCAUUGAAGAUUGUUUACACAUAGAAUUUGAAUAUAAUAAAUCAAAGUAUCAUUUAAAGGAUGUGAUUGUUGGAAAAAUUUACUUCUUAUUAGUAAGAAUAAAAAUCCAACACAUGGAGUUACAACUGAUCAAAAAAGAGAUCACAGGAAUUGGACCCAGUACCACAACAGAAACAGAAACAAUUGCUAAAUAUGAAAUAAUGGAUGGUGCACCAGUCAAAGGUGAAUCAAUUCCAAUAAGACUAUUUUUAGCGGGAUAUGACCCAACUCCAACAAUGAGAGAUGUGAACAAAAAAUUUUCAGUAAGGUACUUUUUGAAUCUGGUCCUUGUUGAUGAGGAAGACAGAAGGUACUUCAAGCAGCAGGAGAUCAUUUUAUGGAGAAAAGCUCCUGAAAAACUGAGGAAACAGAGAACAAACUUUCACCAGCGAUUUGAAUCACCAGAAUCACAGGCCUCUCCUGAACAGCCUGAAAUGUGAACUGAAUAGGAGAAAAAAAUAAAAAUAAAAACUCUUAGAACUGUUGAGAUUAAGUUUGGCUGAUUAAAGAUGGUUGCAGCAUGAAGCAGGGGGAAGGCCAAAAGUCCAUGUAUAAUAGUCUUCCUUUAUCUUACAGUGCUGCAUUUAUUUUAUGAUAUAACUAAAUAUUCUUACAUGUACUACAUUUAAAAAAGUGCUUUCUUUGAAACACUGGAACUUUCUUAAGCUGCCGUUUUGUUUUUUUACUGCACACUUUGAUGAUAAGCACUCAUAUAUGCAUCAGUAUAAACAUUAAAGAUUUUCAUGAGUAGG
Messenger RNA from Eptesicus fuscus (big brown bat), 1522 nucleotides. It is a transcript of the gene VPS26A, whose product is annotated as VPS26 retromer complex component A. Gene Ontology annotation, cellular component: endosome; retromer complex. Bases 128 to 1210 code for a protein of 360 amino acids. Gene Ontology annotation, biological process: intracellular protein transport; retrograde transport, endosome to Golgi. Lineage: Eukaryota; Metazoa; Chordata; Mammalia; Chiroptera; Vespertilionidae. The record is from RefSeq and is a predicted model, not a curated record. The transcript is spliced from 9 exons.